GUGGCUGAGAAAAUUUUGAAGGUGCCAGUUUUCUGCUGUUUUCGCCAAGUGAGUAACAAGAAAAAAGGUGAGAUAUGAGAUAUGGCAGAGUUUACAGUGAACUUUGCUAUAGAAACCUUGGGUUCCUUGCUUGUCCAAGAAACCAAGUUGUUGAGAAGUGUAAAGAAAGAAGUUGAAAGCAUCAAAAGAGAAUUAGAGAUCAUCAGAUCUUUUCUCAGGGAUGCAGAUACAAGGGCAGCAGCUGAAGAAGAAGGAGAAAGCAAUGGAGGUGUCGUAAGUACUUGGGUAAAACAAGUAAGGGAAGAAGCUUAUCACAUUGAAGACGUCAUAGAUGAGUACAUACUUAAUGAAGCGAAGCAUCAUGAACAUGAUGGCAAAGGUCUCACUGUUUUUCUUCAUAAAAUGUGUUGCUUCAUGAAUGAAAUUAAGGUGCGUCAUGGAAUUUCAUCUGAGAUUAAAGAUAUCAAAUCAUCACUUGUUGAUAUACAGAGAAGAGCGGAACACUAUAACUUGAGGCACAUAGAUCAAGGAGAUGUUGUUCCACACGACUCUCGAGUUGGUUCCUUUUUCAUCCAAGACGCUGAAGUUGUGGGCAUUGAAUCUACUAUAGACCAAUUGAUUGGUUUGUUGGUAAGUGGAACAUCCAACCGUUCAGUGGUUGGACUUGUGGGCAAAGGAGGUCUUGGUAAGACAACUCUUGCCGGGAAAAUUUAUAAGAAUGAUACAGUGAAGAAGCAUUUCGAUUGCCAAGCUUGGAUCACGGUUGGAAAAGAAUGCACCAAAAUGGAUAUACUAAGGAAAACUAUACAAGAAUUUGAUCGUGUGACAGGGUUUACUCAUGGAGAGAUGGAUAAAAUGGAAGAGAAUGAUAUGCUCACCGCACUAGAUAGACAAUUAAAGGACAAGUGUUGCAUGGUUGUGUUCGAUGACGUGUGGAAAACUGAUUUUUGGGGAUAUAUAGAGUAUGCUUUAAUUGAGAACAACAAAGAAACCAAGUUGUUAAGAAGUGUAAAGAAAGAAGUUGAAAGCAUCAAAAGAGAAUUGGAGAUCAUCAGAUCUUUCCUCAAGGAUGCAGAUACAAGGGCAGCAGCCGAAGAAGAAGGAGAAAGCAAUGGAGGUGGCAUGAGUACUUGGGUAAAACAAGUAAGAGAAGAAGCUUAUCACAUUGAAGACGUCAUAGAUGAGUAUGUACUUAAUAAGGCAAAGCAUCAUGAGCAUGAUGGCAAAGGUCUCACUGGUUUCCUUCGUAAAAUGUGUUGCUUCAUGAAGGAACUUAAGGUGUGUCAUGAAAUUUCAUCUAAGAUUAAAGAUAUCAAAUCAUCACUUGCUGAUAUACAGAGAAGAGCGGAAUACUAUAACUUGAGGCACAUAGAUCAAGGAGAUGUUAUAUUGCACGACUCUCGAGUUGGUUCCUUUUUCAUCCAAGGCGAUGAAGUUGUGGGCAUCGAAUCUAUCAGAGAACAAUUGAUUGGUUUGUUGGUAAGUGGAACAUCCAACCGUUCAGUGGUUGUAGUUGUGGGCGAAGGAGGACUUGGCAGGACCAUUCUUGCCGGGAAAAUUUAUAACAAUAAUAUAGUGAAGAAGCAUUUUGAUUACCAGGCUUAG
Pistacia vera is the source of this 1605-nucleotide messenger RNA. Its product is annotated as disease resistance protein RPP8-like. The transcript is spliced from 3 exons. Lineage: Eukaryota; Viridiplantae; Streptophyta; Magnoliopsida; Sapindales; Anacardiaceae. Gene Ontology annotation, molecular function: ADP binding. The coding region runs from base 82 to 1605 and encodes 507 amino acids. The record is from RefSeq and is a predicted model, not a curated record.